Messenger RNA from Erigeron canadensis, 1038 nucleotides. RefSeq lists its product as uncharacterized. The record is from RefSeq and is a predicted model, not a curated record. Bases 298 to 771 code for a protein of 157 amino acids. The transcript has 2 exons. Lineage: Eukaryota; Viridiplantae; Streptophyta; Magnoliopsida; Asterales; Asteraceae.
AAAAACCCACCUUCACCUCCAAGCCUCCAACAUACCAACACCCAUAAAGAAACACAGUACACACACUCACUCACAUUCACAAAAAUCCUAAAAAAUCCUUCUUUUUUAACCUUCACCUGUAAAGUUUCACACUUUCACAUGCCCACCAUUUUCAUCCUUAUGAAUCUUUAUUUAGAGGCUGCUGCCUGCACACUAUCUUUCUAACCUUAAAAAUGCUUUCAUAAUGCCAUUAAAAUCAGACCCAUUUCAUAAAGUUGGAAAAUUUACAGCAAUUUUUGUGUUUUUUUAAUUUUCUUGAUGGGGGGUUUCUUGGCACCAACUGAAGCUCCAUCUUUGUACACUCAAGACCAAAGAGAUAAUGACCAUUGGAGACAUUUUGACAAAUCUGUUAAUGCUAUUUCUUUUGGUUUUGUUGCUACUGCUAUCUUGAUUUCAAUGUUUCUUGUUAUGGCUAUUUUUGAGAGGUUUCUCAGAACCACCACUUCCUCGCCGGUUUUGUCACCUGACGGCGGCGGUGGUGUUGGUGGUGGCCGGAAUGUUGCUGGAGGUGUUGGUUCUCAGAUGGGUUCUAGUUCAAAACUUGCUCACUCUUCUCUUAAGAUAUCAGAAAAUGCGAGAGAAGUUUCAGUAUUGAUGCCGGGAGAAGAUAUUCCCACCUUCAUUGCUCAACCGGCUCCUGUUCCAUGCCCGCCAGAGCAUAUUCCAUGGUCGGUUGACCCAUGUAUUUUGUAUCCAAAGCUUGCUUCAAACUCAAAUUCUCAAUCACACUGAGAGGGUAACCCAUUGUAUGUUAUUGGUCACAAUGUCAAACCUCAUAAUGGGUGAUCAUUGAUAGAUCCUUUGUUAGUUUUGUUUUUCCACUUAUCUUUUCUUUUAAGAUCCAUUGUUAGAAUUUGAAGGGUGCAUGGUUUGAUUAUCCAUGACUCACGGGCUAAUAGUGUAUAACCCUAAUAUUAAUGGGUUUGAUUUUGUAUAUAUUGUUAGUAUUGAAAUCACACAAAUGACCCUUGACUGCAUUUAACUUUCUGUUUUAAGUUC